This is a messenger RNA of Sabethes cyaneus, 3756 nucleotides long. RefSeq names its product serine/arginine repetitive matrix protein 2-like. Gene Ontology annotation, molecular function: ubiquitin-protein transferase activity; nucleosome binding; metal ion binding. Bases 340 to 2616 code for a protein of 758 amino acids. Gene Ontology annotation, biological process: double-strand break repair. Gene Ontology annotation, cellular component: nucleus; site of double-strand break. The record is from RefSeq and is a predicted model, not a curated record. Lineage: Eukaryota; Metazoa; Arthropoda; Insecta; Diptera; Culicidae. The transcript is spliced from 4 exons.
AUCGCGUAAAAGCUGCCAUUUUUCGCCUCUAAAGUGUGAAGGAAGCUGCAUUCAAUUCGUCGUUUAGUGGUGUAAAUUGUUCGUGUUUUAGGUCCAAAGUGUACUAUCGUACUGAAGGAUUGACAAGUGAAGUGUCCGGUGCCGUUUUAGAGCAUAAAAAUGUAAACGUUUUCCUGUAUUUGCUUCGAAAGCAUCAGCUAAUCAAAGUGCAAAAAGUCCUUGAGAAAAAUUUCUUCCUACCGGUUUCCCUUUUCGGUUGAUUAAAGCGAGCAAACGAACGAGUGAAAGGGAGAUAAAGAGAGAGGGCGAAGUUAUUUUUGUGUAUUGUGAUAUCGGACAAUGUCUUCAAAGCUGCUGAAUUAUCCGUCGGCCAGUUCCAAUCCACAUUUGGCCACCGGUUCGUCCGCGGCUGGAUCCGCAGCAGGCAGUCGAAACGGAGGUCACGGUUCUACGCAACUCAACUUUGAAAACCUCCAGCUGGACGACAUACUCUGUACGGUUUGCCAAUCGGUGCUGGUGGAGCCGGUCUUUCUACCGUGCCAGCACAGGUUCUGUCGCAACUGCUUGAGUGGAACCAUUGAGAAGAACAACCUGAACUGCCCGUGCUGUCGUAAGCGGUUCGGUACCUGGUACAGGAAUGCAUCGCGAGUGAACAAGUUGGUUCACGAGCAGCUGUGGAGUGCAAUUCAGAGCCAGUUUAGAGAUUAUCUGGAGGAGGACGGAGCACGGUGCAACGGAAACGGAAGCGCCGGAACCUGUUUUGUACCACAAAACGAAACUGUAAUCCACCUGAGCGAACCGGGUGAAAUCCGCAAAGAGUACGAAAACGAGCUGCAACGCUAUCGUAAGGAGCUAAUCGAAGAGAAAAAGAAAGAACUGGCGGCCUCGGAGAAGUACAUCAUUAACCUCUACAAGCAGGAAGGUAUUAUUGACCUGGUGGACAGCAGCGACCAUCUGUCAAUUUCGUCCUCGACCAGCACACCGGAGGAGGAACGAAAGCAACGGCACCAAGCGCAGUCACAUGCAACCAAUAGCGACAUACACGAGGUAGACGAUGACGAAGAAGCUGGCCCGUCGGGUUCGGCAUUCACGCAACCGAAAUCAACUGUCGCCAUCAAUGAUAACCAACAAAGCAAUGCUGCGCAACAGCAGUCAUCUAAUGUAAUCAGUAGCAGCCAAGUUAACGCUAGUCGACCCGAAACGUCCAAAUCGGUGUCCAAUGGAAGUGUCAUAUCCAUUUCAUCCACAUCGUCAGCCUCAGCGGCAUCUUCCUCGUGUAUUUCGUCCACCUCCAGUCGGUACAGUUUGAUCAAAUCGGCUCAGCAAACAGCGGGCGGAGACUCGGGCAAACAAAAAUCGCAACACUCAAUCCUCAACAAGCUCUCCACGGCAAGCGGAUCGAAGAAGGUCUUCACAAUUGCCGACAUCAACAAGAGUGAGCUUUGUGUCAAACCUACAAAGUUACAUCGUAAAUCUCCCAGCAACGAAAAUGACGACGACGAUCCGGAUGACGGCGAUAGUCUACGUUCGGAGUUGAAUCACUUCAAGCCGAUCAUUGCUACCACCCCAAAGAGUUGCUUUUCGCCGAAAGCGAUCGUUCGUGUUCCUUCCAUUCGGCCAGAGAACGCCGGUCCAUUGCCAUCAACAUCCGCAGCGGGUUGUUCUACCAUCGAAUAUUUUAGUCCGAGCAAGAGUCCGUUCAAACCGAUUGACCCAACGACGCCACGUCGGUCGGCGUUUUCGGUGGUGAAUAUCCACCUGCUAACCCCACCAACCCCCAGUGACUGGAACGAGGGCAGCCAGCAGCAUUCGUCACGGAGCCGUGUCACGAAGAAAAGUGCCAACAGUUCCAAGGCCAGCAGUGCAGCAUCCUCCCCAGCGAAACGACAAACUAAUAAGAAAAAGCGGAAUAGCCGAAAAAAGACAAAACCAGCGCCGGAACCAGCAGCUAGUCAACGCAAGCGGAAACUGAAAUUUUCCCCACAACCGAACAGUAAGGCAAAAUCGAGCCCAACGGCCAAAUCGGCGUCGGAACCCACGGCGAAGCCCACUCGGUUGACAAGGCAAAGCUUCAACAGCGAGGCAAGUCGGCUCAAAGAAUUGAUCGUUACCGAUCAGCAGCGACGUGCCGCUAUGAUCGAACAGGAACGACGUGAUUUUGAAUUCGCACAGAAGUUGCAGAAGAAGCUCAACCGGACGCGAGGAGCUGCGGCUCUGUUUCUGGAACCAACCGGCAAAGACUCUUUCCUAUCUAGGACCGGAUUAGAUGGACUGCAGCCAGCCCGAAGUCGAAGAACCAGUACAUAUUCACUACGGCAGCCGCCAACGUUUACUGCUGCCCAGUCAAGUGAUAGUUUCCUCCAAAAUCCUGCACAAAAUUCAGCUGAUUCAGCGACCCUGGAGGAACCUCCUCGAAAACAAAGGAGAAUGACCAAUCAAACCGCCGCCACCGUGGAGAAUCAAGACAAAACCCCCCGAAAGCAACCUGGCAGCAAAGGUAAGCAGCAGCAGCCGCCGCCACCUACCAAGCUGAUAAAGGAAGAACCUACGGAGGGUGCUAGUAGCGAGCAGACGAGCGGACCGGCGGUGCGUCGCAGUACGCGCAACAGACACUAAGGCAUGGCCAUCGUUACUGUCGUGGCUGGCCAUCAACUUCUUCAAGGAUUGUGAUGUAGGUAUUUAUCAAUGCGACGCAGUUGAUAUUAAUGUGAUCUUGACCGGGAAGCACACGUGCCUCACCUGCAGCAUCGAACCGAACUCGCGCGCGCGACCCGAAGCGUUCGUCGUGAGUUUGUGUGAUCCGUGCGUGUGAGAGAGGUUUAGUAAGCGUAAGUAAUUUUGAACGUGUUUUGGUCUAUUUAUUAAUUUUAAUCCUGUAAAACCUGUUGGUUCGAAACGGCAGUUGAGCAAACAAAGCGUUUGGUUUUUUACUCUCUUUAAAAAGAUAGUUUUUUCUCUCGAUUUUGAUGAAACUGAACUGUGUUACAGCUGUUUCUUUGUACCUGUUAUUAGGGUAUUGAGCAAUUUUUAAAAUAUUACUUUGAAAUCGAAUCACAGUUGCUCAACGAUUGAACCUUUCGUCGUCUUUGGUGAAUCUGUCUAGACAGGAACUAGCAAUCUUUCCGAUUUUAUUCUGUUUUAAAAACGCUAAUGAAAUGCAUUCCUAAUAUCUAGGCGUUGGCGUAUCUUUAGCUAGAACCCAUGGCUACAAAUCUUACCGACAAACAAAGCAAACAAUAACAAAUGUAGCGUGUAAAAUAGAACAUACAUAUGGUAGUAGAAUCCAAUUUGGAAGAAAACACAAAAGCAAAAACUUAUUAUCAGUGAUACAUUUGAAAUAAAUAACCGAAACAAAACAAAACAAAAAAUAACAUGCAAUUCAUUGAGCCAUAGCAAAUGGUGUGUCUGGUUGAUUGGUAAUAGGUGUCGAAAACUGGGAACAUUUGGUGCAUUGGGUUUUUCCAGCUGAACCCCUAAUUUUGCACAAAACAUGAAUCUCAAACAAAUUAAAUAGAUGCAAAGCCCGUGCAAAAACUUAUACACCCCUCCAAGGACGUGACAUUGAAAUAAACUUCUGUUAAAAGACUUAAAACCGGUUUGUCAAGAACAUUUUUUAUUAAAAAGUUAAUCACAAAUUUGGGCAUCAACUGAAAACUUAACGCUUACAAGACAUCGCAUUUAUUUUAACACGACUGUUUGCUCUUACUGUGUUCAUUAUCCUGCCUUACUCAGGUGUGAUGUUGUGACCGUCACAGU